UUUCUUACGGAGUCCUCGCGAUAAUUGCAGAAUGGUGCAGCUUCAAGUUAUCGAUUUGCUGAAGACAACUUGUGGACCGGGCUGUCAGAGUAUCAGGUCCUGCUGGAGGGUCAGACUACCUCUACCUGCUCGACCUGGCGUAUCAGACCCUAACGAUCUCAAGAAACUACAGAUAGGGGAUAUCUGCCGGUCCCCCAAUGUGAUAAAGGCCAACAAUCCGGAAGUAGUUGCAAUAUUGGGGGACGAGUUCUGUCACCUUGUAUGUGAUCUAGAGCUGGACAGUUUGGAGGAGGAGUUGUGGGAAAUUACCUGGUACAAGAUGAGACCUAACGGAGAGUGGGAUGAGAGUGUAAUGAGUAAGAACAGCAGGUACCGUCUCUCAGAAGACAAUCUGGCUCUGAGAAUAGGGAAUGUUAUUUAUGAGGACAGAGGUAUCUACAAGUGCGAGAUUGUGAACGUAGAGGGAAAAUAUAAACGUAGUCGAGGGGAAUUCAACGUUAUCGUAAUACCCCAGGAUUGUGAAGAUGGGAGAGUGAGGAUACGCGUGGAACAGACCCCGAUAUGUUGCAAACUAGGAGACAGAGUCAAUAUGGCAGCCAUCAUCGAGAAUAAACCACGCAAGGCCAAAGUGGAUUGGUUCAAGAUGAGGGGAAUCGAGGAAGUUUCACCAAGCAGGAGAAAAUUCAAAAUAACUCACCACAAAGAUGUCACGCAAGCGCGUAUAAAGUCCGCUUCUACGGAAGAUUCCGGAGUUUACCGGAUUAAAGUGGUCUCUUCCGGUGAUUACGCUAUCGGACACAUCGUGCUUAAUGUUAACACAGCUAACAGUGAGGUGGAAGUUGAGGAAAUGAUGAAAAGAGCCUUUGCUGUUGUCGACCAUGAAAACUCUGGCCUACUGCUUCCUUCUCAGGUAAAAGAGACGAUGUCUAACUUAGGACUGACGGUUCCUAACGGGUGUAUCGAUGACGUCAUAUAUUUGGCCAUCAACCCCACGAGCAAAUUGGUUCACUAUAACACGUUUAUUGAUAAGAUAGUUUAUCAGUACAAGUCAGAACUUGGAGAACUCACUUAGAUUUGCUAUUUUGUUCAAGAAAUCAGUUGCGUUAAGUGAAGAGCUGUUUUUUAUCGAGAAGCUUUAAAAAACGAUCCUUUAAGUUAGGU
Molecule: messenger RNA, 1161 nt
Organism: Bolinopsis microptera
Lineage: Eukaryota; Metazoa; Ctenophora; Tentaculata; Lobata; Bolinopsidae
Exons: 9
Coding region: 32-1072 (346 amino acids)
Source: RefSeq, a predicted model, not a curated record